AUGAGCGGGAAGGCCUCCAAAACGUCGAGCUUCGUCCAGCGAAUGCUCAAAAACCUGCCCAAUACCGCGCCGACUCCUGUUCUGGACGAAAAAUCUCACAAACAGUCUUCCACAUUAUCUUUCUUUCGGCGGCGUAUACGAUUAAAAGGCAACUCGUCCAUAUCGAUUCCACUUGGAUUUGUUCUGCUAUUCCCCACGAUUGUAUUGCUUUUGACGCUUUUCCUGGUCAUUCGACAUCCUUCCUCCACCGGUCGCAUCUUAGUGCCCGCUGGAACCCCUCCAUCGAUCAGGAGGAUAAACGAAAAACAUGACCGUGUCUUCGCGACGGGUUGUCUAGACCCUGAAGUCCAGAACAAGGGCCCACGCGCCAACGCUGCUUUUGUCGUUCUGGCACGCAAUAAAGAGCUGGACGGUGUGAUUCAAUCUAUCAAGAGCGUGGAGCGCCAUUUCAAUCGCUGGUUCAACUAUCCCUAUGUUUUCCUCAAUGAUGGCGAGUUUGAACAGGAAUUCAAGGACACCAUCAUGAACUACACGAGCUCUCCCGUCGAGUUUGGGACAAUCAACAGUAGCAUGUGGGGAUAUCCCGACUGGGUAGAUCACGAAGUCGCAAGAGAAGGCAUUCGCAAGCAAGGAGAUGCCGCCAUCAUGUAUGGUGGCAUGGAGAGCUACCAUCACAUGUGCCGCUUUUAUUCCGGCUUUUUCUACAAACAUCCACUCCUCGACAAAUACGAAUGGUACUGGCGCGUCGAACCAGAAAUCACCUACUUCUGCGAUAUCACCUAUGAUCCAUUUGUAGAAAUGGCAAGAGCAAACAAGACAUAUGGCUUCACCAUCGCGGUCAAGGAGUUGAAAGAGACUGUGCCCAAUAUCUUCCGCUACGCAUCGGCCUAUAUGCGCACACACAGCCUCAAAUCCCAAGGUUUGUGGGAGAUGUUCCUCGAGCCACAGCCGGAGAAGGCGGAGACGAAGGCCGACGACCGCAAAAAGACACUGCCUAACGAGAUUCUCGAAACGGAACGUGGUCACCAGAACAUUCAAGACAUUGACCCAGAAGCAAUGGAAGGCGAAAAAUACAACAUGUGCCAUUUCUGGAGCAACUUCGAAAUUGCCAGACUAGAUUGGUUUCGUAGCAAGGAGUACAACGACUUCUUUGAGAUGAUGGACCGUAGCGGCGGCUUCUGGAUGGAACGGUGGGGCGAUGCUCCUAUUCAUUCCCUUGCUGCCGGUGCCCUCCUGGGCGUGAAGGAUGUCCACUAUUUUCGCGACUUUGGUUAUCGACAUACAACCAUUCAGCACUGCCCAGCAAACGCGCCCACAAGACAACUUCCAAGGAUACCCUGGCUCGAAAAGACGACAGACGACCCAAAAGCUCGGCAGGAAGAGGACGAUUAUUGGGCUACGCCAGACUCUCCAAAGGAGAACGGUGUUGGUUGCCGGUGCCGAUGUGAUACUGACAUUCGAGAUGUUGAAGGUAAAGAAGGAAGCUGUAUGAACGAGUGGGUCGAGGUUGCUGGCGGCUGGGCCAGCCCUUGA
This is a messenger RNA of Cyphellophora europaea CBS 101466, 1533 nucleotides long. RefSeq lists its product as uncharacterized. NCBI's taxonomy places the organism in Eukaryota, Fungi, Ascomycota, Eurotiomycetes, Chaetothyriales, Cyphellophoraceae. The transcript is spliced from 3 exons. Gene Ontology annotation, cellular component: membrane; Golgi apparatus. The coding region runs from base 1 to 1533 and encodes 510 amino acids. Gene Ontology annotation, biological process: cell wall mannoprotein biosynthetic process; protein N-linked glycosylation. Gene Ontology annotation, molecular function: alpha-1,2-mannosyltransferase activity. The record is from RefSeq and is a predicted model, not a curated record.